AUGUCAAAUACCUUCAUCAAAGUGUGAAAAAAUUCCUUUUAAAAACUCGCUUCAAGGAAGAAACAUCUCACAGAAAAUUUAGUAAAAAUAAUAAGUGAAAAAUAAGUGAAACAUAAGUGAAAAAUUAGUGAAAAAUUAGUAAAAAUUUAAACCUCCUCUUCCGUAACAUUUAUUUAAACCGGAAAUAAAAUGAGAAAGCCAUUGGAGUUAGCCGACUUGGAAAUAUCCAAUGACUUGGCAUUCCUGGACGCCAUCUUCGAGAACUUGGAGCUGGACGUGGAGCCGGAAGCCCGCGAUCUGGCCCUCUCCCUCACCUACACCAUCAUCAGGGACCAGCUGGUGGACGCCCAGCGGUUCACAAAGCUAACCAGUCGCGAGAACAUCAUGGUCGAGGACCUGGAGAUGAUCAACGAGGUGCGUUCGGAGGACUUUCGUCGCCGCACCUACCGCCAGAACCCGCUGCGAAAGCUGUGCCCCAUCAAGAAGAGCCUGCCGACGCCGAACAAGGAGGACGGCCUCAUCCUGCCCACCUGGCGCAACUGUCAGGUGGGCGUGACGCCCUGCCUGAAGGCCGACGAGAAGGACGAGCCCGAACCGGAGCUAGAGGCGCUCGACUCGGACAAGGACGGCUCGGACGAUGACGGGGAUCUGGAGACCGAUCCAGAGCUGGACCCAGAUCGCACUCGUCGUAAUGGUUCGUCGUCGCCGGGUCCUUGUAUGGGUCGUGCUGCGGCCAUAUCCGCCAUUACGUCCGCCUAUGAGACCAGGAACUUCCAGUUCCGCCCGCCACCAGCCAGCUACCACAGGAACUGCGGCCGGCCCGUCGUUCCCGUCAAGCAACCCACUCCUCCGACCUCCACCGACGAAGAUGACGAGGACACGGACGAGGACGAGGAUGAGGAGGAUUCUGAUGAAUUCGGUUUCGGGAAUUAUAACGCCGAGACGCCCAAGAAGCGUUCUCUGAGCAGCUCCGAUGACGAGACGGAAAGCUCCCCAGAGCCACCGCCGCCGCCGCCGAAGAGAUCCAAGAAGAGCUCCAAGUCUUCAAAGCCUGAGAGGCUGGAAUAUCCGGAGAAGCCGACCAAGCCGGAGAGGCUGGAGAAGUCGGAGAGGUGGGCCAAGCCGGAUAGGCUGGAGAAGUCGGAAAGGUGGGGCAAGUCGGAGAGGCUGGAGAAGUCGGAAAGGUGGGGCAAGUCGGAGAGGCUGGAGAAGUCGGAGAGGUGGGCCAAGUCGGAGAAGUCGGAGAGGUGGGCCAAGUCUGAGAGGCUGGAGAAGUGGGCCAAGCCGGAGAAGCCCGAGAGGCUGGAGAAGCUAGAGAAGCCGGCCAAGCUGGAGAAGCCAUCCAAAGCACCCGCCAAGCCGCCACCGAAGGCGGUGAAGCCGCCACCCAAGCCAAAGCCGGCAGCAAAGGCGCCAAAGAAUCCUCCCAAGGAGAAGCCCGCAGCCUCGAAGGCCAAGGGCGCCAAGGGAGCUGCCGCACCAUCGCUGCCAUCGCUAUCCGAUGACCCGCUGCCCACACUGCCAUCCCUGCCCUCGCUGUUCGACGACCCAGUGCAGCCAUCGCUGCCGUCGCUAUCCUCUCCCGGGAGUCCUGCGAAGCCAGCCGCUGCUGCGAAGGCGCCGGCGAGGGCUCCACCAAAGAGAGCCGCUCCCGCCAAGACAGCAGGUCCUGCAAAGACGGCAGGUCCUGGGAAGAUGGCAGGUCCUGGGAAAGCAGCCGUAGCUGCGAAGACUGCCCUUGCUUUGAAGGCAGCUCUUGGCAAGCCAACCCCAGUUGUGAAGACUCCUGCUGGGAAGGCAGCCCCCGCUGUGAAGGCGCCCCCUCCCGCCAAGGCACCCCCUCCCGUGAAGGCCACCCCUGUCUCAAGGGCGGCCGCUGCUGUGAGGGCGGCCCUUGCCGCGAAGACAGCCCUUGCUGUGAAGGCAGCUCUUGCGAAGCCUACUCCGAGGCCAGUGCCUCCUCCGAAGCCAGUCCUUGCUUCGAAGCCAGUGCCUCCUGUCAUGGAAGCCCCUCAUAUGAUGGCAGCCCCUCCUGGAGAGACCCUUGCUGUCAGGGCAGCCCCGGCUGUGAAGACGGGCGGCCCGGUGAGGGCUCCUGUCAUGAAGACUCCUUCGGUGAGGGCUCCUCCUGUAAAGAGAGCCGCUCCUCAGAAGAAAGCCCCGCCUGCGAAGAAAGCCUCCAGCAUGAAGCUGCCAGAGUCGCCGCCAGCUCCCUCCAUGCCGAUGCUUCCGCCCAAGUUCAAGAUUGUCUCGGCGCCCAGUUCUUCCUCAUCCCGGACUCGGGCUCGUGCCCUUUCUAUAGCCGCAGCUCCACCUCCUACUCUAGCUCCUAUUCGAGCUCCUAUUCCUGCUCCGGCUCCGGCACGAGCUCCUCCUGCUCGAGCUCAGGCUCCUGCUCCUCCUCCUGCUCGAGCUCAGGCUCCUGCUGCUGCUCCGGUUCGUACUGCCCCUAUUCCUUGCCCCCGCGCCAUGCCCAUUAUGCGUGUGCCUCCCCGUGCCCAGCCUAGUGCCUCCAUUCCUAUUCCCUCCAUCCCCGGUGCCUCCUUUUCUAUACCUUCUAUGCCUAUUGCCUCCAUUCCUAUACCUUCCUUCCCCGGUGCCUCCAUAUCCAUUCCAUCCAUUCCUGGUGCCUCCUUUUCCAUACCUUCCAUACCUGGUGCCUCCAUUUCCAUUCCUUCCAUGCCUAGCUUUUCGGCGCCCCCCAAGUCAGUACCGCCCCCACCACCACCGGCCUUGUCCGCCUUCACCCCGACCUUUGUCGCUGGGCCCAUCCCCUUCACCAUUUCCAUUCCUGCCCAUGCCUUUGACACUGUCCCAGCUCCUGCCCCAGCUCCUGCCCCCGCCCCUGCCCCUAAGCAGGUACCACCUCCUCCUCCUGCUGCGAUGCCUUAUCGAGCCCCUGAAUUCGAAGAUAGCUGUCUGCCUCCCAAGAGACCACGCCUGCGCAUCAUCAGCGCUCCUCCGAUGUCGUGGUCGAACAAGAAACCCAAGCUCAAGAAGCCGGAGGAAAAAAGGGGAGAAAAUCUCCCGGAUAUCUAGACAAGAUUCUUGAGGAAUCAUAAAGCGAACAGAAUCAAGAAACAUCACCUGCUACUGCUACUGAAGACACUCAAAUAAACCCAGAAGACAAUAGAGGAUUUCGUUUCCAACUACACACCCUUAUCCAGACCAGAACCUCGAAGAAACUAAGAAGCCAACAGAGGAUUUCCUUUCCAACUACACACUCGGAAGAGUUCUUGUCCAAAUCCUUGAUCCAUGACAUGAAACCUCUAAGAAGAACCCAACAGGAUAAUCCUGAAACCCGUUUAAGAAGCACUCUAGUCUAGAUCCUUAAAGAAUUCAAACAAAGAAGCAAAGUAAAGAGCCCUCUUCUGAAGAUAAUUUAAGAAACUUAAGGAGGAAGAAGCCAUCAGAGAAUCAAGACACUAUCUAGUACCUCUUACUAUAUAUCCGUAACUAGAAGAUCUCUUUUGAAGAUCCUUAAGAAGCAAGACCCUUUAAUGUUUUCAAUUUUAAUCGAAAGAAGAUCCUUAUGAAGCAAGAACCAAGUCCCACCGAUGCAGUCCCCUUUCAAGACCCCAACUGAGAUCCAAAACAGAAGCCCACACAGAUCAGAAGAAUAGAAUAGUCCUUACCAGAUGUUAGCCUCUAAGGACCUAAAUAAAAUGUUAACCAAACCACUCCAA
Molecule: messenger RNA, 3686 nt
Organism: Drosophila ananassae
Lineage: Eukaryota; Metazoa; Arthropoda; Insecta; Diptera; Drosophilidae
Product: proline-rich protein 36-like
Exons: 2
Coding region: 190-3039 (949 amino acids)
Source: RefSeq, a predicted model, not a curated record